AUGUCUAUGUCUACAGCAAUUAUCUGUGCCUCCUCAAUGCUGAUAAUCAACUCCACCUCCCGCUCCUCCCACCCCUCAGCAACAACAGAAAGACCAAGCCUCUCAAAAUCAGAGUCCCAACUGUCCAAACCAAUACCCGCUCCAAAAUCUCCCAGUGGAAGAAAAAGCGUUAAGCUUCGAAACCUCAUUUCUUCCCGAAAGAAUUCUGAAAAAGAUCGGGAUCCGAAUGUAUACCAGCCCCUACUCUCACCCGCAAGCCUCGCAUCGAACGAGGACGAGAACGAGGACGAGGGACCGAAUCGCAACAACAGCUUCACACAACUCGUUCCCGAGGUCCUGCAGUACAUCGCGACCUUCCUCCGACCGUGUGAAGCCGCCAUCCUCUCACUAGUUUGCAAAGAUCUUUAUUCUAAAAUCGGGACUGGGUAUCUAUUCGCCAUGACAUCCAACACGUUCGCCUUGCCGCAUACGUUUGAGAGCUACUUCCAUCGCCGAAACUUUUUGGUGCUGCUCUCUCAGGACAUGAUAGGGAAGAGAUUCUGUGAGGAAUGCGGAAAGAUCCACGCAUACACCCCUCCUAACCUCCGUUCAAGGGUCGAGAAAAAAACACAGAAAAGGCCCUGUGAUGCUGCCCUACGGAGACAAACGACACCAAGCUGUUACAACGUCUUCACCGACUCGCGCCUCAACUUCGCCAGCUGCGAGGACGUCAUGAAGAAGUAUCGGAAAGGAAUGAAUGUAGACAGGGAGUUAUCAGAAUUAAACUACUGCCGCAUCCGUCCGACGCCUUUCUACAAGCGAAUCCGCUGGCAUCAGACACGCACGUGUAAAAUCAAGGACGGCUCGUUGCUCGUACGGUCGUACUUCAAGAUCUUCAUCCCCUUUGGCACAGAUGCGAGGGAGAUUACGCAGAGGACUGGGGAUCUGAUUGUUUGCUCGCAUCUCUAUCGGAGUGCGAAGGCGGAUGGGUGGUUCGAUCUGUAUAUUGCGAGCGAAUGCUCGCGUGGACUGAUGUUUCUUGAUCCUCAAAAUCCUAGGUAUAGGCUCGAUAGAGGAGCAGUGAACGAAGAUACCCCAGAGACAGAAGACGAAGAUCCCCAAGGGGGCCCCGCAAAUUCCUCUGUUGUUAAGUCAACCGCUAAGCGAGAUCCCAAAUCCCUCCUCCGCUCCCUCCUCCCCCGCCCACAUCCUCACUCCGACUCUUCCUCCACCCCGACAACCCCCCUCAUCCCACCCGCCGCCCCUAUCCGCGCAUGCCCUCACUGCCCGACCGAGUACCACAUCCAAAUGGCGCAAGGCACAGAGCUGGUCCCGCUCCCAUUCGGGGCGCUCGCGAAGGGCAAGAGGGACCCGACGAAGGAGCUGAAGGGCGGGAGGAAGGGUAUGAGUCUGGUGCUGGCGGCUUAUACGGAUUUGGGACCGUGUAG
Messenger RNA from Hymenoscyphus albidus, 1427 nucleotides. NCBI's taxonomy places the organism in Eukaryota, Fungi, Ascomycota, Leotiomycetes, Helotiales, Helotiaceae. The record is from the annotation of a GenBank genome assembly.